CACGAGUUCUCCAACACCUCGAUACCCAAGUCUCGAAAUCCCUCUCCACAAAACAUACAACCAUGGUCUUCUCUACCCCUGCCAAAGUCUUUGCCACUGCGCUCGCCAUGGGUGUUCUGGUUGCCACCCAGAUUGAUCUGACGUCGCAAAAGAACGGUGCUGCCAACGGAAUUGCGUCCGACGCCGACGCUGCUUCAAAGCCUACAGGAGCUUCUAGCCGCGGCUUGAAGGGUGCUCGCCGUUUGGCUACCGGAAACGUCGAAGGAUACGGAAGGGUCAAUGCCACGUCCGGAACUCUCGUCAACGGCUUUGCCGGCCCCGGAGAGAGCUCUCAGUACGCUGCCGUCAAACAGACGGGAUCCUUCGACAUCAGAUCAUUUGCCACGGGUCCCAACGGAUUUAUUGAAGGAUCCAGUAAUGGGGCGGUUUACCAUACCGAGCUGAAAACGAUUGGUGAGGCUGACUACUACGGUCAGGUUGAGAACACCGGAGCCACUGUCGAGUCCUACGGUACCGGCUACUUUGCCGGAAACUUCGACACGGAAGGGUCCGCACCUGCUGGACCCAACGCCACGACCGCUCCUGGAGCCACGAUGGCACCCACCAGUGCCCCUGUCGCCACGUCGUCCACCAAGGCACCCAAGGCUUCCAUGGUACCCAAGAGUACUGCGGCACCCAAGAGCGAGAAGGCUACCCUUUCACCGAAGAGUGCCAAGGGCGACACCAUGAACAUCGAGGUGCCUCCCCCCGAGCCGCGCACUGCGACGGCGGACGAGGGGGCCGUCUCGCCCGACGCUGUGACCGGCUCGGUGUACUCGGUGGCUGGAGGCACUCUCAAGUCGACUUUCACGGCUCAAGGGAGCACGUACGUGUACGCCCCGGCGGAAAUCAUCGGUGGAGGUCUUGACAUUGGUGCCUCGGAAGGACAAGUUGGCAGCGCAAGUGGUCUUACUUCUGUUGGUGGCGACAUCUUUGACGACAUUGCUACCAUGAUGCCAGACGAUGCUACCGUGAGCCCCCUUGCGACCGUCAGCGAAGGGCUCGCUACCGCGAGUCCUGGAAGCGGCGGAGCUUCUCUUACAAGCUCGUCCUCCGCUUAUGGUUAUGCCAACGAAUUCUUUGCGGAUGCCGAGGCCGCUGGUGAUCUGACCCAGACCGGAUCGGCUACUGCUUUUGCCUAUGGACCGAGUGCUGGUGAAUACUUGCCCGGUGGUAAUUCGAGCACAUACGCGGAUUCGUAUGCCACGUUUGGUGUUUCGGGAGAGGCGGCGGCUCCUAGUCCCUAAGCUGUGAAUGUUUGCUGGUACAUCCUUUGAUGUGAAAAAGCGUACGUAGUAUGUGAUACUGCUACAAUACACAUCUCAUUUCGUCAUCAGACCUUGAGCUGGAACAAGAAAGAAAGAUGAUGGAUCUGUUGUCAAUGUAGUAGAUAUUUAAUAGUAAAAAGGAAAAUGAUUGAUUAUCUU
Phaeodactylum tricornutum CCAP 1055/1 is the source of this 1466-nucleotide messenger RNA. RefSeq lists its product with no specific name. The record is from RefSeq and is a predicted model, not a curated record. The transcript is spliced from 2 exons. Bases 63 to 1286 code for a protein of 407 amino acids. Lineage: Eukaryota; Bacillariophyta; Bacillariophyceae; Surirellales; Neidiaceae.